GAUGCUACUCUGAAUCAGCUGCUUGUGUGCUUGGACGGAUUUGAGGGAAGAGGAGAGGUGAUUACUAUUGCCUCAACAAAUAGACCAGAUAUUCUAGAUCCUGCACUCGUGAGACCUGGACGGUUUGAUAGAAAAAAUUUAUAUCCCUAAACCAGGCCUCAUAGGUCGGAUGGAAAUUCUUCAGGUCCAUGCUCGUAGGAAGCCAAUGGCUGAGGAUGUGGACUACAUGGCUGUUGCUAGUAUGACUGAUGGAAUGGUUGGUGCAGAGUUGGCCAAUAUAGUUGAGGUUGCUGCAAUUAACAUGAUGCGUGAUGGAAGAACUGAGAUCACAACUGAUGAUUUAUUACAAGCUGCACAAAUAGAAGAGAGAGGAAUGCUGGAUAGAAAGGAGAGGAGCCCUGAUACAUGGAGACAAGUAGCUAUCAAUGAAGCAGCAAUGGCUGUUGUAGCUGUGAACUUUCCUGAUCUCAAAAAUAUUGAGUUUGUAACUAUUGCACCUAGAGCUGGUCGGGAACUAGGCUAUGUUCGGAUGAAGAUGGAUCAUAUUAAAUUCAAGGGAGGAAUGCUUAGCCGGCAAUCUCUCUUAGAUCAUAUCACUGUUCAACUAGCACCUCGUGCAGCAGAUGAACUUUGGUAUGGUGAAAGUCAGUUGAGUACCAUAUGGGCUGAAACAGCAGAUAAUGCUCGGUCAGCCGCACGAACCUUUGUUCUCGGUGGCCUUUCUGAGAAGUAUUAUGGUUUGUCGAACUUCUGGGUUGCAGAUCGAAUCAAUGUAUGGAGAUUUCCUUGAUGCCUUCCUACUUGUUAU
Messenger RNA from Carica papaya (papaya), 808 nucleotides. NCBI's taxonomy places the organism in Eukaryota, Viridiplantae, Streptophyta, Magnoliopsida, Brassicales, Caricaceae. The record is from RefSeq and is a predicted model, not a curated record.